AUGGAGCUUAAUGGGAUAUAUAGCCAAUCAUUUGAUGAGCAAGUGCCUAAUGGGUCUCAUAGUACGGGAUCUGGAAGCGCAACUCAAGAUCCAGAGCUCACUAGACCAAAUAGCGCUGAUAGCUCCCAACAUUACCACGCUCCUUCAAAUCAAAGUUCAAGUGCUUCACUGUCAAUAGAAGAACGACUCAGGCGCGUUAGAGCCGCUGAACAACUUAAACAGCAGCAACGUUACGCAGCCUACGUAGAAGCCCAACAACAAGCCGAAAUGGCACGUAUGCGCCAACAAGAGGAAAGAAAGCGCAGAAUUGAAGAAAUGCGACAAAAGGAACAAAUGCGCCGACUUAGUGCACUAGAACGACGUGCAGCCUUGGAAUUAUCUAAUCAAGCACGGAUAGAACGACUUCGAGAACGGUCGGCUAACCGUUCAGGAAACAAUACGUUUCGCCGCCAGUUUGCAGAACAUGAUCACUCUGGCCGUACUGCAAGUGCUUCUCCUUCUUUGGGAACCUCGCGAAAUCCGAGUACUCUUAUGACAACUUCGUGUGUGGUCGCCUUUGGAAGCAGCGCUCCGCGCUCUAUAUGUACGCAACCAAGUGCAGCAGCUUUACGUUUGAAACAGGCUUUUGAAGCGCGAUUAGCUAGCUACCUUACCGGUCGACAUAGUGGGUGCUUUUUUACAGCAGCUGCAGCACCUUAUUAUUCGUGCUUUAUAGAUACAUCACAUGGACCUCGGCCUCAAAUCUCUGUGUAUAAAUCGAGGCCCUGUAAUCGAGGUGUAACGCAGUCUAGGCGAGCUGCUUCAGCUCAUGCCUCUGUUUUGCGUCAUACUAAGUCUUCAUUCACUCGGGUUACUCAUGCUCGACGUCAACAAAAUUCUCUUACUAACAGAGACACUGUUUUCAAAAAUGGUCAACCUAUCAGCACUAAAGUCUUGAAAUCCCCAAACACUACCACAGUUCCUGAUGGGCACAAUGUCGAGAGUAAUCGAACCAGUGAAGUAAUUUCAAGUCGAUCUAAUUCAUCCAACGAAUGUGAUAAAAUUGGGCGUCUUAAUCAUCAUCCCAAAGUGCCAAAACAUAUUACUGCACCCGCAAAUACAUCGAAAACGAAAGAACAUACAGCUAAGUUGGAAAAUAUGGUCCCACCUUCAGAUUCCACUAGUUCUACACGUUCCAACUCUAUUGAGAGACGAUCUAGACAACCAACUAUUUCUGUAUUCGAACGUUUAACAAUGUCUCGUUCUGUCACUACUUCUGGAAACGUUACGACAAAUAAAGCAAGACCUGUCCAUUCGUCUGCUAGUACUGUGCAUGUGGCAAAAAGACCCGGAAUUAAUUGGGUUUUAGAAGCACAUACAUUCAAUAAAAAGCCACGUAAUUCUUCUCAAAUACAAAAUGAUCACAGUACAAAUGAUAAUUGGCCUCAACAUCAUGAACAUAGUGAUUCUACUGUGUCUAGUUUCUAUUCAGUUAAUAGUACACUUAUUCAGGACUCUGGUGAUUCUGUAAAUAUAAACAAUAGUUCUUCAAUUAUGCAUUCUGUGCCGGACACAUCUAGGCAUUAUCAGCAUGAUCUACCUCACCUUAAUGGAUCAAAUGUUAUGCAGAAGUCUGGUAAUCCUGUAUAUUUGUGGUCGGAAGAUCCUGAUCAUGAAGUUUCCAAACCCGAUUCAUUGUCUUCUGUUCCUCUCGAUACAUCAACUCAUUGA
Messenger RNA from Schistosoma guineensis, 1710 nucleotides. Lineage: Eukaryota; Metazoa; Platyhelminthes; Trematoda; Strigeidida; Schistosomatidae. The record is from the annotation of a GenBank genome assembly.